This is a messenger RNA of Epinephelus fuscoguttatus (brown-marbled grouper), 1806 nucleotides long. RefSeq names its product GLI pathogenesis-related 1a (gene glipr1a). The record is from RefSeq and is a predicted model, not a curated record. Lineage: Eukaryota; Metazoa; Chordata; Actinopteri; Perciformes; Serranidae. Gene Ontology annotation, cellular component: extracellular region. The transcript is spliced from 6 exons. The coding region runs from base 64 to 867 and encodes 267 amino acids.
UUCAAGUGUAUGUCACAGGAACAGCUUCUGUGCUUUCGUCUGUAGCACUUUGUACUUUGAGGCAUGGAGAGCGUGGUGGAGAUGUUACUGUGGGCCUGGAUUAUCCUGGACGUGGGGGUGUGCUCAGUCUCACUGCCAGAAAUCACUGAUGGAAAGUUCAUUGAUGAGUGUGUGAGGGAACACAACAGGGCGCGGUCGUCCGUCAGUCCCCCUGCAAGUGACAUGCUGUACAUGACAUGGGAUGAGGGCUUGGCCAUCACUGCAAGAGCAUGGGCAAGACACUGUGUGUUUGAACAUAAUGGAUACCUCAAAGAUGUCCGCCGCGUGCACCCUACUUUCUCCUCUGUAGGAGAAAACAUAUGGACUAGCAGCUCACCCCAUUUUGAUGUGUCGAGGGCCAUAAAAAGGUGGGUGGAUGAAAAACAAGACUAUGACUACAACCGCAACAUCUGCACAAAAGUCUGUGGCCACUACACACAGGUUGUGUGGGCAAGCAGCUUCAAGGUUGGUUGUGCCGUCCAACUGUGCACGAAUGGAGUCAAAUACACCAGCUUUGCUGACCAAGAGGGUAUCCUUUUCGUAUGCAACUAUGCUACAGCGGGGAAUGUGAAUGGAGGGCGACCAUAUAACUAUGAAGGGGCAGUCUGCUCUAAAUGCAAAGGCACCUGUGUUGAGAAUCUCUGCCGUAGCCAAGAACGAGAUUCACAGAAAAGUUACAACUGGACCCCAGACUGGGACCCUGCCCUGGCUACCGGUGGCUCCAACUAUGUGACUAUUUUGGUGGUCCGACCUAUUGCCCUAAUCUUCACUUUCAUCACAGCAUAUGCAAUCCGCCACUUUUAUCCUGAUGUCUUCUGCUAUGAAUAGACCACUGUGGUGACCUGACAGAUAGCCAAUGCUGAAAUGAAGAUGCGAGUUUAAUUAAACCUGUCUAUAGACAGCUUUUAUGCACCAUCAGAGCUGUAGAUAAACUGUCAAAAAGCACAUGUAUUUUACCCUCUAGCUUCUUUAUAUGUAUAUAUAUAUGUGUGUGUGUGUGUGUGUAUAUAUAUAUAUAUAUAUAUAUAUAUACAUACAUAUGUGUGUGUGUGUAUAUAAAUAUAUAUAUAUAUGUAUAUACCUAUACACACACACAGAGAUAGAUAGAUAGAUAGAUAGAUAGAUAGAUAGAUAGAUAGAUAGAUAGAUAGAUAGAUAGAUCCUCUUUUCUUUGUCAAAUGACACUUCAAGCUUCAGAUUUUCAAGGUAGAAAUGUAGGACUUUCACUCUGGAAAUAUCUCUAAAUACUUCAGUUUGUUUCUGUAUGCUGUCAGACAUGUCCACAUUAAAAAAAAUCAAAGAAUAAAAACAUUUGCCUACACUUUUAAUGUAUAAGGGACACUGGUAAUUGAUUUUACACUUCUUCUGAAUAUAAUUUAAUUAAUUGUAUUUCCAUAAUGUUGCAUGUAUUUUAUAACACCUUACUCUGAAAACAAAACAUAGCCACACAUCUUUCCACUAACUUUGCUAAGUCUAUCGCUAACUCCCCCAUCAGCUAUAUCUGGGUCAUUUGAAGGCAUUAUUCAGUGUAACACAUAUUAAUGUCAGUAUAGAUGCAAUACAGUUUUAGCAUUAGCUGAUGUGACCAUGGAGAUUAUAGUGACUGCCAGCUUGCCCGCAGUUCCUUCUGCUACAUUACUAAAUGUACUGACAAGCUAUAGCUGGGUAAUUAUCUCGCCAACAUUGCAAACAGGUAUGAUAAGCAUGAGUAACAUGACAGCUGCCAGCAGCAGAAUUGUAAGCGACUUUUAAUUAAAUUGAAAUAGU